AUGUAGAAAUGAAUCUGUCUAUGAAUCAGCUGUGUGGUAUUAGUUGUGUGUGUCGUUUGUUUGGAUACUUUCAAAUUGUGAUAAUUUUUGUGUUUCACGCAAGAAAUUUUCCUUUAAAACAUCCCAAACACAUAUUGUUUAAAUGGUAAUAUUUACAAAGACUGAUACAUCAUGACCCUACGACGCAGUCUUCCAGCCUUAGGUCUAAUAUUGGGAGUUUUGAGCUGUUCACAUUUCGCAACGGCGAAAAAAGGCUGUGAAGCACUGAAAACUGAGUUUUCUAAGGAUACUCAAAGUUUCACUGCCUGUGCUCUUAACCAUGCCGAGCCCGUUACCUACUGUGAAUAUUGUGGACAGGAAUUCGCCAAAGUAAUUUUGCAUUACAACGAAUUAUUCGCAAAUGAAACAUGUAGAGCCAAAUACUUUGAUCGGGAUCGUAUAAAUAUCGUCGAAAUGGUUUAUUCAAACGCACAGUCGGUAUGGAAUGCAGGAUCAUGCUCAAACUGCUAUGACUGGGUGGACGGAAAGAUUAACCAGACUCUGUCCAACACUACAACCAAAUUCUUUGAUGAAAUGGAAGUGUUUGGUUUAUGCCUUAAGAAAUACAAAGACGAGACAGCGUGCACGAAUUGUCUCGAAAGUUACAAUAGCGUGAAUGGAAUUUACAAGAACAUACAAAAGACCUUCAACGACAACCUUUGUUUCGACAUAAAGGAUUCGAUGAACAAAACGCGCUUGAACUGGUCGCACGAUUUGAAGUGUUGUAAAGAUCGUAAAACCUCAUUGACCACAUUCACUGUUACCAGCGUCGUCAUCAGUGUCUUUAUUCCAUUCGUGUUUUAUACCAGUUUCAUGUUCUUCGGCUGGAGACGGGAGCAAAUACAGGAACCACUGGCAGACUCAGACGUCCAUCAUCCUUCUGACGAGAGAACGGAAACAUUCGAAGCGAUUGGACCAAGCACGGUGCCAGCAAUAACACAUUUAUUAGACUUAUAAUGAAGUCAAUCUCAUUAAAUAAUUUGCUGGAUGAUGUGGAGUGCAUGCGAUUUUAUUGAAAUGUUUUAAAAAAUGAUUGCCAUUGACUGAAUUGUUAUGUGAUUGAAAUUCGAAUAAAUAUUCUACCCGUGUCUUU
This is a messenger RNA of Bradysia coprophila, 1132 nucleotides long. Its product is annotated as osteopetrosis-associated transmembrane protein 1. Lineage: Eukaryota; Metazoa; Arthropoda; Insecta; Diptera; Sciaridae. Gene Ontology annotation, cellular component: cytosol. The record is from RefSeq and is a predicted model, not a curated record.